This is a messenger RNA of Camponotus floridanus (Florida carpenter ant), 4761 nucleotides long. Its product is annotated as zinc finger protein 2 homolog. The record is from RefSeq and is a predicted model, not a curated record. Gene Ontology annotation, cellular component: nucleus. The transcript has 9 exons. Lineage: Eukaryota; Metazoa; Arthropoda; Insecta; Hymenoptera; Formicidae. Gene Ontology annotation, molecular function: RNA polymerase II cis-regulatory region sequence-specific DNA binding; DNA-binding transcription factor activity, RNA polymerase II-specific. The coding region runs from base 1069 to 2835 and encodes 588 amino acids. Gene Ontology annotation, biological process: regulation of transcription by RNA polymerase II; central nervous system development.
CGACGGGGAGAGGGGAGGGGAGAAGGAGGGAGGGAACAGGACAGCGCGCUUUCCGUGUCGCCCAUUGUUGUCCUCGUCGCGCGUGUAAUGGCCACCGCGAACAUUUGUUAACGCGUCGUACGCACGCUACGUCGCAUCGCGCCCCGGCCUAGCCCGUGCCACGGAUAAACACCAGGAGUCGCGUCCGGCACGCGUAUAACGCCGUUCGCGGCAGUUUUACGCACCGCCGUCGGCGAAACGGACAGAGAGAGCGAGCGAGCGAGCGAGAGAGGAAGCGGGACAGAGAGGGCGAAGGGGAGCGACAGAGAGAAAACGAGAGACGUGCAUACUCAACGGCGGAGGAGCGGCGGCAACCGCGCGCUUCGUACCUACAGUCGCCGCAACCGCCACCGCGCCGCUCUACGCAGCCGACCAUGAUUUGCGCGGGCCAACGCUGCUGCUUGACAAGCGUGUGAUUACGAGAGGUGAUUAUUCGCGCGCGCUUCGACCGCGUGCCGAAGCGUUGCGAGCGCGCCCAGCGCUUAACCAGCCGAGCCGAGCCGAGCCGAGCCAAGCCAAGCCAAGCCGAGUUGAGUCGAGUCGAGUCGAGUCGAGCGGAGCCAAGCCGAGCGGAGCCAAGCCAAGCCAAGCCGAGCCGAGCUGGACGACUAGGCGGGAGUUCGGGGAACCGAACGGAGGUGCGAGCGAUCGGACGCGGAUCCCGGUCGUAGAGUCUCUCCAGUUGCCGAGAACGCCAUUGAUUUCUCGGAGCGCGGGCCGAUCGCGCUCCUCGCAAGCGACGAGAGCGUCGCGCGCGCGACACAACACGAGGGGAAGAACACCCACCUUCCCCCCUCCCCUCCCGCCAUCUAUGCGCCUCGGUUCUCUUGCUCCGUAGAUGUUGUACGCGAGUCGAGUGUGCACGAGCCGAGAGCCACGCGCGAGAUCGUCGUCUUCCUCGGGGUGAGCCACGCGGCCUUUCGCGUCGUCGCCGUCAUGGCAACUGGAGGAUCAUCGGUUACCGCACGGCAGCCGGACUUUUAACCCCGCGGCUCGUCGGACUAUCGCACGGUCAAAGGCAAUACAUCAAUGGCCCUAGAAUCAAAUGGCAACAACGUGGUGUGGUUGAACACAACCCGUCCUGAUCAAAUACAGCAGAGUCAACCGAUCGAGCAGCCAUUGAAGUGUUCUAUGUUUACUCAAACGGAGCAGACUAACAGUUUUACUCAGACAGAGCAGAGCAAUUCGAGUUACGGAGAUCAGAGACAGCAGCAAACAGCAAUGUUUGACCCGCAGCAGAUCCAGCAGCAGCAAGCUGCUGCACAGGGCCAACAGUCGCAGCAGCAGCAGUCCCAGCAGAUGUAUGUCACGGAUAAGAAGGAAGACAAGUCGCAGCAGCAACAACAAUCCACUACUUCCGAGUUCCCUUCCUCCUUCUACUACAACGUCAACAUGCUGCAGAAGGUUCAAACAAACGCGGUGAGCACAAUCAGUGCAAUCGCCGACGACAAGGGUUGUUAUCGUUUCGAUGUGCAACCUGUUGGUUAUAACACAUUACUGAAUCAGAUGAGCAUUGCCGCUGCCACCAAUGCGACCUUCAAGUGUGAGAUUUGCGGGUUGGUCUUUGGCCAUGUGAGCCUGCUGCAACAUCACAAACGGAUUCACAACUCGACGCCCAACAGCAAUCUGCCGCAACAGCCACAGCAGAUUGUGGUACAAGGACCGACAACAGUGACUGUUGCUACCACACCAGAAAGACCAUACACCUGUGACACUUGUGGAGCGUGUUUUGCAUUACCGGGAGAAUUAAAAAGUCACAAAACAAACAUGCAUCAGAAACCUAAGGUGCAACUCUGUGAAGAUUGUGGCAGUGAGGACCCAUGCGAACAUCAUCCAACUAAAGUUAAAAAGACUAUCAAACCUGGUCAUCAUCCUGUGAAACGGAGGGGUGUUACCAGUGUCACCAAAUGUCACAAGUGCAAUGGCACUGGAAUUAUUUUUAUUGGUAAACACGACGAAAAACUAGAUUCCGGAAUCAGUUCCCUCGCAAAGUGUGGCGGCUGCAAGGCUACAGGCCGCAUCGUCAUAGGAAGUGGCAAGCAAAACAGUCAGAAUCAGGCAGAGAAACCAUUUCACUGUAACGUUUGUGAUGGUACAUUUUCUCGAUAUUCUUCGCUCUGGUCCCACAAGAGACUUCAUUCAGGAGACAAGCCAUUUAAAUGUGAAGUUUGUGGUUUAGCAUUUGCAAAGGCUGCCUAUUUGAAAAAUCACGGGCGAGUUCAUACUGGUGAGAAGCCGUUCAAGUGUAGUGUAUGUGGCAUGCAAUUUUCACAAAGCCCACAUUUAAAGAAUCAUGAGCGAAUUCAUUCCGGUGAACGACCGUAUCAGUGCGAGGUUUGCGAGAAGACAUUCGCCAGACACUCGACACUUUGGAAUCAUAGAAGAAUCCAUACUGGCGAAAAGCCAUACAGGUGUAACAUUUGCGGUUCUGCUUUCAAUCAAGCCACGCACCUCAAGAAUCACGCUAAAGUUCAUACCGGCGAAAAGCCACAUAGGUGUGAUAUAUGCGAAAUCGGUUUUUCCGAUCGUUUCGCACUCAAACGUCACCGUGCAAUUCACGAAAAGUACGGUCAGACGGCGCGAAAUCAGAACGCUAAUAAUCCGGCUAACGCACAGCAAGCUAACGCAAGUAGUCAACAACAACAGCCGCAGCAGCAGCAACAGCCGCAGCAGGCGCAACAAGGCCAAGUCGUGGUUGUGAAUGCGACUACUCCCGUCACCGUCAGCCAAGGGCAAGGCCAAGUGAUGCUCGAUGAGGUCUACAAGUGUCAGGUGGCCUUCCCAGAGCCUAAAUGAUUCAGCUAGAGAAUACCUUUCAGGAGCUGGUAAAGAGGUUAACUUUUCUAAUCUUUUUUUUUUAAAAGGAUAUUAUCUUGAAAAAAGGCGAAAUCUAUGAAUGUAUGAUAUUGAAGAUAAAUGUGUGGACUAUGUCCUAAAAGAAUCAGGUGAGUCCAGCAUGAGUGAUCGAGCAGUGCGUCUCUUUUUUCUCGCGUGCGAUGACUCAAAUUCUAUGGAAGAAUAUUUGGUUACAUUUUUAUCCGUAUCUAUGUCCAAACUACUGAUAGUAGUUUGGACAUAGAUAUGUAUAAAAAUUUAAAAAAAAAAGGAAAAAAAUGGACAAAAAAGACUCUGCGACAUUGCGCGAGUGAAUGUUUCGUGGAAUGUGUCCUCGGAAGAGUUUGGCUCGUAAUAUAACGGACAAUUCCCCAACCGCCAAGAUCAACGAAGUCUCUUUGUGAAGUAAUAGAGAAAUACGUCUACCUUUAUAUUUUGUCUUUCGGAAAGGUGGAAGAAUAAUUGAAUCGCGCGGUAUAUUUCAUAUAUAUUAGUUUUUUAAAAACGAAACGGGAAAUAUAAUUGUAUAAUCGUAUUAUUCUUUCUUAUGUGUGUAAUAAUCGUUGAUUUUUCCUUAAGAACAAAAUUGCUAGACAUUUUGCCAACAUUUCAUAAUUCCGUGAAUGGCAUUGUGCAAUAGUUUUGACAAAUUUUACGAUUAGAUCGAUAACAAAAUGUACUUUUGAAUAAUUGUAACAACAAAGAAUUGCGGCGGCGUGUAUUUCGGCGAUAAAAAGCGCAAGUAUGAGGUAUUAGGUUCUUUUUUUCAGUAAAUCAGAAAUACAAUUUCAAAUGAAAGGAAAAAAAUUGCCCGUACCUUUCAAUGCUCAAACCUCGGCCCUUCUGAUUUUCAGGUGAUAUCAAUGUAAAGACAAAUUAUUUUUACGCGUUAUUUCAAUGUAAAAUUGUAUUUAAAGAUUUUAGUAUUGGAAUUUUCAUACAUUUUCAAUCGCAAAAAUUUAUCUGACAAGUAUGAACGCGAAAAUGGAUUUGCGAAUAGAGAAUUUUCAUCGGCGCUUAAUUGCGGAUAGCGUGGAACGGAACGACAUCGCGAUCUGUGCGAGCCUUCUUCCGUCCAGUCAUUCGGGAUCAGAAAGCAUCGCAUUACCGAGAUGAUGAUAACAACGACCAUGAUAACAGCGGCGAAAGAGUAGUGCGGCACAUACCUAUAUAACUCGCUGGAGCUGCAAUAAUAAUAGUAAAUAUCGACGGGCAGACUAAUCCGUUUUAUAAUUUUAAGAGGCCGCGAACUAUAUGAAUAUAUUAGUUAAUGAAUAGUUACUAGUUUGUAACGAAUAGUAGCUGAGCUAGGAUAUUAUCUAUAUAUAUAUAUAUAUAUAAAAAUAUAAAAAUAUAUAUAUACAUUAAUUUUUAUAUCCCCACUUGUUAAAGCGAUCCCGCACCGUCGCUACUUUUUAAGUAUCAAGGAUCACCAAACGAAUAGAUUGUACAUUGAUAGCUCCAUACAUUCAUGAUUGGCAACUUGUGUGCUAUAAAGUACAGUCGCAAUAUAUGUAUAUCGUUUUCAAAGCUGUUAUUUGGAUCCUCUCGAGAGCAUCGAUAGAUGAUUCUUCUUGCAAUUGUUUCGCGAACAUUACUUUUUUUAUUGUCAUUCUUGCAUCUUUAUUUGCAAACUUACUAACUCACCAAGAUAUUAUUAGCGGGAAGGGAUACUAUGCACCAUCUUCCUUGAUUUUAGAAAAGAUUUUAUAACGCAUCGUAAAGAAAAUAAACACAAGCGGCUUGAAGAUUUCUCAAAAGAUAAUUUUUUUUAUACAAGAUUACAUUUUCGUGGAGUAUUAUGAUAGACAUGUCAUUAAGUCUAUGUGAUUGUCAAUAAACUCGCUGCUCGAAUUUUGUACAGAAUUCGAAAUUGAGAAUAUUUCU